This is a messenger RNA of Heterocephalus glaber (naked mole-rat), 1386 nucleotides long. It is a transcript of the gene Krtap16-1, whose product is annotated as keratin associated protein 16-1. Gene Ontology annotation, cellular component: keratin filament. NCBI's taxonomy places the organism in Eukaryota, Metazoa, Chordata, Mammalia, Rodentia, Bathyergidae. The record is from RefSeq and is a predicted model, not a curated record.
AUGCCCAGCAGCUGUUGCUCUAGAAGAUGCCCUUCCCUGCCAGCCGUCUCUCUCUGCUCCACCGAAGUGAGCUGUGGGGGACCUGUGUGCUUGCCCAGUUCCUGCCGGAGCCAGACGUGGCAACUGGUAACUUGUGAAGACAGCUGCGGGUCCACUAGCUGCGGCUCACAAUGCUGCCACCCGUCCUGCUCUGAGGGCAGCUGCUGCCAACCCGUGUGUUUCGAAGCUACCAUCUGUGAGCCAACCUGCUCCGUCAGCAGCUGUGCCCAGCCUCUGUGCUUCGAGGCCGACAUCUGUGAGCCGUCCAGUUCGGUGAGCAGCUGUGCCCAGCCCGUGUGCUGUGACACCACUCCCUGCCAGCCAGUGGUGCUGUGUGUGCCCACUUCCUGCCAGCCGGUCCUCUGCGAGCCCAGCUGCUGCCCAGCAGUCUGCACAGUGCCUGCUUCCUGCCAGCCCAUGCUCUGUGAGUCUGUGUGCUGCCAGCCGGUGUGCCCCACACCCAGCUGCUGUCCCUGCGCCUGCUCUGCCAGCAGCAGCUGCCAGCCCGCCUGCUGCGACUCCAGCCCCUGCUCUCCGCCUUGCUCAGGAACCAGCUCCUGCCAGCCGGCGGGCUGUGUGGCCCUCGUCUGCCAGCCCGUCUGCCAACCCGUCUGUGUUCGCCCGGUCUGCUGCACCCCAAGCUCUUCCGAGGCCCCGUGUGCCCCGGAUUGUGAAGAGUCCUCAUGUGGCGUCUCCAGCACCAGCCAGCCCUUCUGCUCGGAGCCCAGCCCCUGCCUCCCCUGCGUCUGUGUGCCCAGCCCGUGCCAACCCUCCUAUGUAGUCACGCGCUGUCGCUCUGUCUGCUGCGAGCCUGUCUCCAGCCCACCCAGCUCGGGCCAGCCUCUGUGCGGACGUCCAGGCUCCUCGGCUUCUGCCAUCUGCCAGCCAACCUGCCAUCACCGGACCUUCUACAUCCCCAGUUCCUGCAACCCACCCUGCAGCACUGCCGCCUACCGCCCCGUCUGCCGCCCCCUCUGCGAGGCGCCCGUCACCUACAGGCAGCCCUACCUGACCUCCAUCUCCUACCGACCGGCCUGCUACCGACCGGCCUGCUACCGACCGGCCUGCUAUGGAGCCUGCUACUCCAUGCUGCGCCGCCCGGCCUACUUGGCCUCCUAUUCUUACCGCCCCAUCUUCCCCCGCCAGCCAUGUGCUGAGUCCGACUCCGACAAACGCGAUGGCAAGAAUUCCCCCUCCAGCCGGCCCGAUUGCCCUGAUGCCGCUCCAGGCAAGCCCAAGGUCUCUGAGGUGAGUCCAGGCCAGCCCUCGGAGGCCAAGCCAGCCAGCCCAGUUCCUCGAGAGACAGCGGCAGCCCAGCCUGCUGCCAGCAAGCCUGCCAAUCGCUGA